CUAGCCCGUGGGUGAAUAAAGUGUUAAGUAACUGUUACGCGAAGAGACAUGACCCGAAGUUGUGUUUAGUAGUAAUGUCCGAGGUUGAUUUUGAACCUCAACAUUCACGCUUCUUCAUCCCCAAUUUCCUGUCCCUUGACGAAUGCAGAGAAUUGGAAUUCAUCCACAAGAGUAGCAGCACUGUGGGUUACAGACCGAAUGUCUUCUCCAGCACUCUCUCCCAUCUCAUAGCUACCAACUCUUCCCAUUUGGUCAUUCCUUUUAUACCCAUUAGAGAAAGGUUGAAAGACAGGUUAGAGGAGUUUUUCAAGUGUGAGUAUGAGCUCGUCAUUGAAUUCACUGGUUUAAUCAGUUGGAGCAAAGGAGCAAGCAUUGGAUGGCAUAGUGAUGAUAACAGGCCCUAUCUCAAACAACGCCAUUUCUCAGCAGUGUGCUAUUUAAAUACUUAUGGCAAGGAUUUCAGUGGUGGGAUAUUUCAUUUCCAGGAUGGUGAGCCCAAGUCAAUUAUGCCAAAGGCCGGGGAUGUUGUGAUGUACACAGCAGAUCACCAUAACAUUCAUUCUGUUGAUGAGAUAACUGAAGGAGAAAGGCUCACAGUUGCUUUGUGGUUCAGUCGUGAUGGCUCCCAUGAUGAGGACAAGAAGCUCAUUUCCCUUCUUUCACAACACCUAUUGCAUAAGAACGUGGCUGAUUCAUACUUACCUUUGCCAGCAUCCGGUAAUAUGUACUGGUUUUCUCAUGGCCAAGCGUCUGAUUGCCAGUUCGGUUUUAAUAUAUGCUGGGCUAGACUGCAUGUUCUUGGAUAUGACAUAUAUAUUUCUCAAGACAGUGGUGGUGACUCCGAUGUCUCUGACUUACUGGUAAAGCCUGUGCAUUUAGUGAGGGGAAGUGAGUUGCUAGAUCAGGAAUUUGUCAAUAUUAUGCAUGCACUUCAGGUUGUGCAUUUCUAUUGUUGGAAAGGUUCAGCUUUACUGGACAAGGUAUCAAAUACAGAUUCCAAGGUAGUAAAAGUGACAAAUGUGCAGAGAGAGAAAAUCAGUGAUCUGAACUCUGUACUUUCAAAUAAUGAAGAUUUUGCUUCCAAAGUUUUCUGUAAUAUGCUUUCAGAAGAAAAUAGAUCCAUUUGCUUUGACUGGUCAGGAAUUCUGGCUGCAGUAGCUGCUUGGGAAGAUUACGCAUUGAACUUAAGCCAAAAAAUUCAUUUACAGUUUCCUUACUGGAAAAUUCAUGAAUCCAUCUACAAUGUGCAAUUAGAUGAGCAGUGUCCAUGUUCAACCAAUAAAAGGUAACCAACACAUGCAAUUGAGCUUGGGUUAAAAAUUUGGAAAAAGGCACCGGUUAAACAACUAGAAGAUAGUUUGUGAAGGUUUGUUUUGAUAGAGCUCUAUUCGAGUCAUUGUGCUCUGAGAGAGUUUUAAGGCGAAGCUGCUUGGGGAGAAAUGAGAAAUACGACUAACAGAUGUUUCAAGAUUUAUCAUAAAUGUAAGUGUUUAUGCAUACAUACUUUAUGUCGAUGGGGUUAGCCUCUGUUAUUAGGACUGGGAGUAUCCUACUAACUGGAACACUCUUGGAUUUUUUGGCAUCAAUAUUCAAUACUAGGUUGUAUAAACUACAAACCACUGUAUGCCUUUGUUUCUUAAAUAACUGUAGCACGAGUUUGGGAAUAAUUAACAUAUUACAAGGUCA
Vigna radiata var. radiata (mung bean) is the source of this 1686-nucleotide messenger RNA. RefSeq lists its product as uncharacterized. Gene Ontology annotation, biological process: collagen metabolic process. Gene Ontology annotation, molecular function: iron ion binding; L-ascorbic acid binding; oxidoreductase activity, acting on paired donors, with incorporation or reduction of molecular oxygen. The record is from RefSeq and is a predicted model, not a curated record. NCBI's taxonomy places the organism in Eukaryota, Viridiplantae, Streptophyta, Magnoliopsida, Fabales, Fabaceae. The transcript is spliced from 8 exons. Bases 75 to 1289 code for a protein of 404 amino acids.